CGCCGCAUGCCGUCACUGUUCGGAACAUAUUCUGUCUGGUGAAUGCACACGUUUACGCAUUGACAAUUGCUCCACGCCUUUGAUCACAAAGGUUUCUCAUUCUCAACCACGGUUACGCGCGACCCACUCUACGCGCCCUUAUAACCUCGCGCCUGCCCCACCACCCCUCCAUCUAUCGCGAUCGCAAGUGCAACCUAAGGCUGAAUCACACAAUCGCGCAAUACACCCGACACACAACCAUGGCUGCUGAACCAGCAAACCUGCCCGAGGGCAUCAUCUCCCUCUUGGACACGGAUCUCUACAAGCUGACUAUGCAAUGUUGCAUACUCAAGUUCUUCCCCGAUGUCUCAGUCACCUACGGCUUCACGAAUCGCACGCCCGACAAGAAGCUCAACCGCGCAGCCUUCAAGUGGUUACAAGCGCAAGUAGAUAAACUCGAGAGUGUCACCGUCUCCAACGCCGAAAUCAACUUCCUCAAGAACACCUGCCCCUACCUAAACGCGCAAUACCUCCACUUCCUCUCCACGUUCCGCCUCAAGCCUUCCAAACAGCUCAAGCUAUCUUUCCAACCCGCGAACGACACUGGGUCAGACAGCGACAGCGGCGAUUUCCACAUCCAUACCGAGGGUCUUUGGCUAGACACCAUCCUGUACGAGAUUCCGUUACUGGCGCUGGUCAGCGAGGCCUACUUCAAGUUCGUCGAGACAGACUGGAGCCAUGCGGGCCAAGUCGAAAAGGCAUACCAGAAGGGGCGGAGUCUGUUGGAAGGCGGAUGCAUCUUCUCCGAGUUUGGCUCGCGGAGACGUCGCGACUACCACACCCAGGAUCUCGUGCUGCAGGGCCUGCGCCGGGCGGCUGACGAGGGCGACAAGGCAGGGUGGAAAGGCAAACUCUCAGGGACGAGCAACGUCCACUUCGCCAUGAAGCAUGGCCUCGUUCCAGUGGGCACCGUCGCGCACGAGUGGUUCAUGGGUGUGGCUGCGAUUACCAACAACUACGAGAGCGCAAACGAAAUUGCCCUAGAAUACUGGACAGCGACAUUUGGCGCAGGUGUCUUGAGCAUCGCACUCACAGACACGUUCGGUACACCAACCUUCCUGAGAGCCUUCAAGAAGCAGAUUCCUCGCGUUACCACGGCUAUUCCAGGAGGUGCCACAACGCUGGCGUCAGCGGGACAAACCACCAACAAUGAUGCCGUAGAGACGAUGGCGUCAACCAACCCGCCUAUUCAGGCACCAUACGACGGGAACCAAGGGUCGCGACAGACCUAUGCCGAGGUAUUCGCAGGCGUGCGACAGGACUCUGGAGACCCGUUGGAGUUUAUCAAGAUGAUGCGCGACUUCUACGACCAGGAAGGCAUCAAGGAUAAGAAGACCAUUGUAUUCUCCGACUCUUUGAACCUGGAGUUGUGCUUCAAAUAUAAGGCUGCAGCAGAGGCAGCAGGGUUCCAGCCUACUUUCGGUGUUGGAACAUUCCUGACAAAUGAUUUUGUCGAGCAGUCAACAGGCAACAAGUCUGUACCCCUCAACAUUGUGAUCAAGAUCGCCUCCGCUGCGGGGCGCUACGCCGUCAAGAUUAGCGACAACAUUGGCAAGAACACAGGAGACAAGGCGACAGUAGAUGAAGUCAAGCAGCGACUAGGCUACCAGGAGAAGUCGUGGGCUGGGGGUGAUGAGAAGACGCGUUGGGGAACUGCAGGCGCGCCAGCUACUUAGUAUGUGCGGUGUGCAUCUCAUCCGGUGGGGCGUAUACGUUGGCUAGACUUGAGCUCCUACGCUGCAGAGACGUGGAGUCCAACCAAGAAGUGGAGGCGUUCAUAAGCUGAGAUGCGGUCUGCAAGGCUGAGUCUAGCGCAGACCUUCCUGCGAUGACCGUGAAGCUGCGUCAGCGCUUGGUGGCCGGCUCGGAGUCUCUUUACGAGAUGAGGCGAAAGUCAACAGUAGAUGCGAGAGUAGUGCAAGCGAAUAGCAAGUUUGCAGCCCAAA
Messenger RNA from Alternaria rosae, 1985 nucleotides. Its product is annotated as nicotinate phosphoribosyltransferase. Bases 240 to 1715 code for a protein of 491 amino acids. NCBI's taxonomy places the organism in Eukaryota, Fungi, Ascomycota, Dothideomycetes, Pleosporales, Pleosporaceae. Gene Ontology annotation, biological process: NAD+ biosynthetic process. The record is from RefSeq and is a predicted model, not a curated record. The transcript is spliced from 3 exons. Gene Ontology annotation, molecular function: nicotinate phosphoribosyltransferase activity.